Melanotaenia boesemani (Boeseman's rainbowfish) is the source of this 3334-nucleotide messenger RNA. RefSeq names its product TEL2, telomere maintenance 2, homolog (S. cerevisiae) (gene telo2). Gene Ontology annotation, cellular component: cytosol. Lineage: Eukaryota; Metazoa; Chordata; Actinopteri; Atheriniformes; Melanotaeniidae. Bases 104 to 2629 code for a protein of 841 amino acids. Gene Ontology annotation, biological process: telomere maintenance via telomerase; protein stabilization. The record is from RefSeq and is a predicted model, not a curated record. The transcript has 21 exons. Gene Ontology annotation, molecular function: Hsp90 protein binding; telomeric repeat DNA binding.
UGGUGAAGUACCAAGACGGCCCGUGCGGCAAAGUUGUUGUGGGGCUGUCAUUUUUCGCAGCAUAUUUCAACAGGAGGUCGUGUUGGAUGCUAUUUAUAUAAAAAUGGACUCAGUUUUGACAAAUACUGAAGUUCGACUAACGGUGGCCCAGUGCUUCCGCACACUCUCAACAUCCACGGAUUGUACAGACAUUAUCAGCGCUCUUCAGACUUUCCAUUCUUAUUUGAAUGAAGGACCGGAGAGCAAAAAAACUUCAGCUGAGCAGGCAGAAUUCAGGAGAGCUCACUACAGUCGUACUCUUCAGUUUCUUGUCAGCAACAUCCAGGCUGACUGGUUGCACAGCCUUUCAGCUGCACACCGCAUAAAGUUAUGGGACGGGCUGUUCCUCAGAGGCCCUCCAGAGCAAGCAUUGUUGGUGCUGAUGGAGGCAAUAGGACAACUGAAACCCUCCACAAGCCUCAACCACCUUGUCAGCAUCAUUGAGAAGUUCCUUCAAAGUGGUCGUCUCGCUGACCUGCUGUGGUCCUACUGUCUGCAGACAGCUCCCUCAGACUCCCCUCAGUUUAGAGAGACUUUAGUGGGUCGUAUAAUUGCGCUGCCAGACAUCACAGCCAACAAAUUACAUCCAAACAACAGACCCCUUUUUCUUCCUCAGGAGUACUACCCACUGCUAGCAAAAGACAUGGUCAUUGCUCUGGAGAGGACCUGUCAGGCACUCAGAGAUGGGACAGACUGUUCUUUGACUUUUGUGGCUCAAACGCUCGGAAAAGUGUGUAUCCAUGGUCACAGUGUCUCGGUCCUUGCAGUGAUGGCUCCUCGGCUGUCUUUGUGCACUCGCUCAGACAUGGUGUGGCAGAGGGUCUGCUGGAAGCUGAUGGAGAACGUUCCUCAGGGAUGGAUGGAAAGUGUUCUCAAUGGACUUGUCCAGGCUGUCAGUGGGCCUGAUGCUUUGGGGAGGAUCAUUGGAAAUCUAGUGUUAACAAAUAAAAAAGCUCAGUUUGUCAUGACCCACAAACUUCUCUUACUGCAAUAUAAAUACAAGACCCAAGUCUUGAGAACUAUUUUGGGCUACCUGGCUGCAGACAAAGAUCGAAGGCCACUUCUCAUGCAGGUUUUACGGUCUGUAUUGCAGGCCUGGGCAAACCCCAGUGCAGUGAAGCACACCCCUUUAGAGCAACAGCUCUACGUGAGCAAAGCUUUACUGUUGAGUGUGAGUCUGCUGAAGGACUCUGAGCUACAGGAACUUCGCUCAGAGCUACUUCAGUGUAUGCUGAGUGGUAUGCAGAGCCAUCUGGACAGCAGUGUGGUGCGUAUCAGAAAUAUGGGCAUGGUGGUAGGAGAGUGCCUGAGUUCCCGCAUGGAUAUCAAUGGAGCCAAGCUCAAAUUUGAGUACAAUCAGGAUGAAGAAACUCAUGAGCUCCUUUCUCUUAUGAAUCCCAGCACAUGUGAUGAGCCAGAUUCCGAGCCUGAGCCUGUGAAUGGACUUCAUUCUUCUGAGACCAAUGAAGCGGUACCACCCACGCAGAAUGUGUUAUCACAAAACAAAUCAGGAUCUCAGCCAUCAAAAUCGAAUGCAGACUCAGACCUUGACAGUGAUGAUGAGCUCACCCCGUAUGAUAUGUCUGGAGAUCAGGAGAUGAGUCAGGCAUCCUCUCCUCGCUACCUCCGGGACUGUCUGGAAACUUUAAUAUCUUCUGAGGAUCCAGAGCGUUUGGAGCUUAGUUUGAGAGUUGCUGAGAGUUUGGUACGGAAGAAUGUCUUUGCAGCAAGGGAGAUCAGUGUCCAGAUGACCAAAGUGCUUCUUCACAUGGAAGAUAAACACAGCAUUAAUGGCUUUCUUGGUCUCAGACAGGCAACUAUGGUGGCUCUCACUGUCACUGACACUAUUCCUGUUACUCAGUAUUUGACAACAGAAUUUUACUCCUUGAACUACAGUCUCCGCCAGCGGCUUGACAUGUUGGAGGUCCUUGCUUUGGCAGCUCAGGAGCUCUCUAAACCAAACACUGACAAAAUAGCUCCAUCCACUGGCACUGCUACCACCACUGAGCUCGCUUCAUACCCAGGUGACAACCCUGUUCACUGGCAACAAGUAGUAGAAAAGCGGAUUCAAAGCAAGACUAGACGCAUCUCUAAGGGUGCCACGCAACCUGCAUCUAAGGCCUCCCCGAACCGUUUUGCCCCUGUAGCUGGAUAUUUCUUCUUUCCUCUACUCAGGAAUUAUGACAAGCCCCAGGUGACCUUUGACUUACUGGGGAGUGACCACCUGGUCCUGGGCAGGUUGAUCCACACUCUGGGCCUCUUUAUGCACCUGGCAGCCAAUGCACCGAUAGCUGCACAGAUGGGUUGUGCUUUGCUUGACUUUGUGUGGGCAGUUCGGUAUCAUGUUGACCAGAUGGUGAGACGAGGCAUCCUCUUUGCUGUCUGUUCUGUAUUUCUGAGCAUGCCCAGUCAAAACCUACUGGUGGACCUUGGUGAUCAGCUGUUUGAGACUAGAACAUGGCUUGCAGAUGUCGCUGAAGGAGACACUGAUGGAGAUUGCCGGAGUUUAGCCGUGCAGAGUUUGGUGCUGCUGGAUAAGAGCUUAAAAAAGCAGCUACAAGAUUCACAAGCACUGAAUCCGGAGUCGUGAUCAUAACAUCAACAGUGAGAAACUUAAAUUCCAAACGUAAGGAAAAAUACACGUGAAGAGAAGGACUUGUACUUCCACCCACUCACCUGUCCUUGCCGAGACUGGAGUACAAUGGUUGGUGGAAAUUGUGUCCCAGAUGUUUACUGGCACAGGGCGCCAGCCUGCCGGAUAUGGAUGAUCCCGAUGAUCUGCUGAAGGAUGUCCUUUUAGCUCAAAGGCUACUAUUGCAGGUGUUUCACUAUUAUUCCUUUUUCUUUUUCUUUUUUACAUCCCGGAACAUUCAGCCAAACCAAGGGGAAAAAAGAACACAUUUUGGAUGACUGUACAAAUACAAACAUUAUACAUAUAAAUCUGUAUAAUGGAUUUGGAUAGUGUAAAAUUCCUGGACCAUAUGAAACAUGGACCGGAUUGAACAGUUAGUUCCAACUUUUGUCCUUGUCACGUCAUUGUUGUAUUAAAAUCUUGUAUUGUGAGGAUGUCCCUUUCAGUGUCUUUCCUGUACAAGUACUACUCUCUGCACUGAGUCUGUUGCCACAGGACAUCCUGUGAAUAUUCCUGUGCAUACAUACAUGUGCAAAUAAUGGAAAUACUACUACUACUUCCUGUGGUCACUGUCAGUAGAAUGUAUGUUCAUCUUUGUGUUCUGAAACAAUGAAGCUUUUAAAUAUAUGGUUUGCACAGAUUUAACCAUUAAAAUCUGCUUUU